AUGGACCCCAGGGGGCCAGCCCUCAAGCCUUUCCAGCAGCCUGAGAAACCUGGUCGUGUCCGCCGUCGGAAGACCAGGCGGGAGCGUAACGAGGCCCUGGUGGGCAGUUGCCGGUCAUUGGCCCAUCAGGAUCCUGCCGUGGCCAGUCGGGAUCCACAUGUGGUUCUCCGGAAUUCUGUGGCGCCUGCUGCCCCCAAGCUCGUGGUCAUAACCCAGGGGCGCCUGAGCCGGGAGCACCGGGGUCUCUUCAGCCACGAGGUGAAAUCUCUGGACGUGGCACGGCUGCUUAGCAGUGGGUCCCUAGAGUCAGGCACCCCUGUACUCCCCACCAAGUCCUCCCCAAGCCCAGGCAGGGCCCAAGAACCAGCCCCACCGUCAAGGGGCAAGGAAAACCAAGUGCCUGGAGCCUCGGGCCCAGGCCCACCCAGUCCCCCCCAGCUCCCUGGCUUGGGGCAGCUGCUGGGGGAGCUGCAAUGCCAGCUGAUUCUGCCACAGGCCUUCCCCAGGAGGAACCUAGUACAAGAGGCCAGGGAUGCCAUCGUGGGCACCUUACAGGCCUGCCAUGGCUGUGUGCCUGACCUUAGUCUGGUGCUCCGGGGCUGCCAGCCACACUUGCCAGGGACCAAGCCUAGGGGCCCUGAGAGACAAAGGAUGACAUCCUCCUGGAUCAACAGCCCUGAGGAGGCCCCAGGGGAGGGGAGGCAGAGGAGGCGAGAGGGGACAAAGGAGCUCACCUUUGCCGUGCCUCACACCUCCGGCACUCCUACUGUGUACCCGGUGAACCUGGCACCACCUAAAGGUCCCUGGCCACCCGCAUUGUCCUCGUUGCCUUCGCCAUCUGGGGCGGCCUGCGGCCCCCCAACAGCCUUUGAUCUGCUGAAAAGCAUCUGGCUGGUAGACACACCUCCCCCUCCCCGGCCCUGGGGGAUUGGCCCGCCACAACCCCUGCCUCAGCCACCAUCACCCUUGUUGUCCCGAACCUCUGCCCUGGACUGGAGCCCCAGCCCCCCUGCCCCACUGCCCAGCCUCUCCUGGAUGGUGGCCCGGAGCAGCCCAGAGGCCUGGUGCUUUCCACCCAUGAGGCUGUACUGA
Molecule: messenger RNA, 1092 nt
Organism: Globicephala melas (long-finned pilot whale)
Lineage: Eukaryota; Metazoa; Chordata; Mammalia; Artiodactyla; Delphinidae
Gene: PRR19
Product: proline rich 19
Source: RefSeq, a predicted model, not a curated record